Molecule: messenger RNA, 16933 nt
Organism: Zootoca vivipara (common lizard)
Lineage: Eukaryota; Metazoa; Chordata; Lepidosauria; Squamata; Lacertidae
Gene: TTLL4
Product: tubulin tyrosine ligase like 4
Biological process (GO): protein polyglutamylation; microtubule cytoskeleton organization
Cellular component (GO): ciliary basal body
Molecular function (GO): tubulin-glutamic acid ligase activity; tubulin binding
Source: RefSeq, a predicted model, not a curated record
UUACGUGCCGGGCUCUUGUUCUCAGGCGCUCACACGAGGCGCGAGACAACACGCGCUCCGCCGACUGAGCUCACUCGAAAGGCUCGCGCCCUCUAGUGCCUUUUUUUUUUGCCCUAGGCAACGUCGACACGUGGGGACCGCCAGUCUUCCUCCCCACAUCCCCGAUGGCGGGUUGGGGAAAGUUAUAUUUCUGUCUUUCUACUUAUAGGUUUACGGAAUGGGGGGGGGGGUUUGAGACGAAUUAAUGGGGGCAGAUCUGGGCGCAGCCCUUCAUCAGGCUCAAGACAGAAAAAACGUGGUCAUGUGAACUCCUGGCCUUGGGGGUGUUUUAGUGAUGAAGCGUUCAAGGAUUGGUCUUCCAUUCUUGUGCAGGUUUUAUCUCGAAACAUCAGACCCGUGUUUGGCGUUCACAGCCCAAUGGUAGACUCGCUCUGCUGGUGAACUAGUUCUAUUCGUGGGUGGGCCGGUUCACAUGUUACAUGUUGGCAAGCAUUUUACCAGUGUCUCCAUCUUGUCAGUUUUUUGACUGCUAGUUUGAUAUAAUCAGUUGUUUAUUUUUAUGCUACCGUUUGUAUUCUCUGAAAGCAUGACCGGUUUUGUCAUAGUCAUCCCUUGGUCUGUUAGGUCAUUGCAUCACACACCCUUUAGACAAUUGCUAAUGGUGUGACCUUGAUUCCAUUUGCUCAUGCUAGCUGCAACAUUUAGGGUUUUGAAACAGAUGUGUAGUUCAGUAUAUUAAUGGCCCAAUCUCAGAGUUUGAAAAGGAGGUGAUUCCUGACAUGUGUUGCACUCUGUUUCCUGAAUUAUGUCAUCUGUGCAAAACAGCUGAAAAUAUGCACCUUUGCUUCCUAGUCAGGUAACUCUUAACAGUUGUGGGUAGUACAAAUGGUAUAAAAAUGCCCAGACAGGUGAGUGUUCUUUUACUAUCAGCUGGGGUGAUGGAAAAUGCAAUCCAUCUUCAAAAUUCAUUUGUCUGUUACCCAGUUCCCUGUCUUGUACAGUUACAUUGUGCACUCUUGUUAACUUAUAGAUGACUAGGCAAGUUGGGACAUGUUAAUAAUUUUCAAUAUUACUGUGAAGCAGCUUUCCAUAUAUCUUAUUUGCUUGUUGUUGGAAGCCAUUGCAACAAAUGGAAAUCCCUAGCUUUUUUGCUAUGCUUUAGGAAAACUCGCUCAUAUUCACUGCUUCUGCAUCUAGCGUUUCCACCUUAACAGUUUCUCCCAUCUUCUUAUUAGUAGCACAACCCCUCAUAAAUAACAUUCUCAAAUAUAUUUCCUGCUGCUCUCCUCCAUUUCCAGGGGUUUCAUUGGUUAGGACUCAAACAAGCAAUUCCAAGCAGAAUCCCAUUACAGGCUUUUGAGGUUAAUGUUCUGGUGGCCUGAUGGUGAGCUUUUUCCAUUGCUUUUAAACUAGAGUGAAAAGCACACCACUCCUGCAAAUCUUUAGUACAGUCAUAACAGAAGAGGGAGCCUUUGGAGUAGCAUUUGUAGUGGUAGUUCAUUGGAUGGGGGCAAUAGAUUAGAAGGAAUUAAUGCAUCCUUAUGCUGUUUUUGAACACGGAGGUGGGGGUGUGUGCGAUGCUGGUAGCUUUAUUACUAAUCAUAUUUAGAUUUUGAAGAGCCAGCAGCUGCUAAUUGUGUAACUCUUCUUAGAAGAGCUUUCGGACCAGUAGGCAGUUCUGAGAACUACUAUGGUGAGAGUAUUCCUUGGAGAGCUCUUUACUGUGAAUAAUAAAUGGGAAUUGACGUUUUAUUUCUCUCGUAAAUCAAGCUGAACUUGAUUCAAGUACCUCUAUUGUGAUCAAGGGAACAGUGUGGCACCCAUGUGCGAGACUGGGGCAAGAAUUGUGCUUUCAAGAAAAGAAGAAAGGUGGUUCUGUGCCAAAUUCAGCAGCAGCUGUUCAAAUCUUGUUUGUAAGUAACAAGUGAAACUUUCCAGGGUUGCCAUGGUAUGCUGUUACAAUUUCACAUAAUCGUUCUGUGGCAUACUGUAGCUAUUGUUUUGGCAGUGGGCCAUAUUUGCACCAGAGCUAUAGCUAAUCUCUUAAAAGCCCAGUUAUGAAGAUGUGUGGAAGAAAGUGCUGUUGAGAGCAUCCUGGUAUUGCUCUGGACCCAUAAUAAUAUUGAAGACAGGGAGAUGUUCAGAUACCUUGAUAUGAUUCUAUGCUUUUGAUGUCCCAAAAUUAUUUAGGCAGAAUGUGAACUGAUUAGAUGAUGAGAGAGGAAGGAGGAGGUUGUAUGGUGUUUGAUUCAAAGUUUGAAACAACACACUUACCUAGGAGCAAGCCCUGUUGAACAUGUAUAAUAUGUAUAAAAGCGUGUUCUGUGUAUUUUUUUAGGGUGUGCUUUUUUGUCCUGAUGCCUUUUUUAUAAGGUGGUUUAAAUUAUUUAGUUAGUUUAUAUCCCACUCUUCUUCCCAAAGGAGCAUAGGAUGGCAAACAGUAAGUGUUAAAACAAUAAAAAAUAAUUCCAAUAUGGAUUCGGACAGCGAAAUAUCUCAAUUUAAAAGGCAGGUUGAAAGAGGAAGGUCUUGAGUGGGCAUCCAAAAGACAACAGAGACAGCUCCUGUCUGGUAUUCAAGGGGAGGGAAUUCCUAAGGGUAAGUGUCACUGCACUAAAGACCUCCUGAUGAGAUGGUAUUUGCAGGAGGCUCUCCCUUGCAUAGUACAGUGAUCAUUUGGGUACAUAAGAGAGGUAUCCUGCUCUUAAGACAGUUGGUUGCCUUUUAAUGUUGCAUCAAAAAUUAUCACUUGAAGUGGACCAUUUCCCUUCACCAUAGGGCCUUUCCUUCAUGGAUCUAUUUCGAUUGAAUUUUUAACUACCAGUAGGUUGGAUGAGCCUCCUAGGGAAGAUCUAUAUAGGAAUGGUUCUGGAGAGGGGAUAGACCAGGGAUCCCCAAACUAAGGCCCAGGGGCCGGAUGCGGCCCAAUCGCCUUCUAAAUCCAGCCCGCGGACGGUUCAGGAAUCAGCAUGUUUUUACAUGAGUAGAAUGUGUCCUUUUAUUUAAAAUGCAUCUCUGGGUUAUUUGUGGGGCAUAGGAAUUCGUUCAUAUAUAUUUUUCAAAAUGUAGUCCGGCCCCCCACAAGGUCUGAGGGACAGUGGGCCGGUCCCCUGCUGAAAAAGUUUGCUGACCCCUGGGAUAGACAGACCCUGGAGAGUUUUCUGUGUUUGAAAUUGUAUAAUCUCAUUUCUCUGCUCUUUCUGGUUUCUGGUCUCUCAAAAUACCUUGAGGAUUAAUCAGCCUUCAGAACUUGCCUGAGGAAUAGUAUCUGGUGGAUAUCAAGCAAACACGUUUACAAAAUGAAAUUCUAUCUUGCCAAGUGCUAGUAACUCAGCGUAGUCUUUGUUUUUGCCCUAAUCUGUGUGUAGGGCUUAGAUGUCACUACAGAUUGGAGUUUGUUGUUGGGUGUAGACUUUGUAAUCCAAUACAUGCAGUGUAUCAAGUGCUGCCUUCUGAACUGGAACACACCACCAUAGCUGUAUCAACAGUUCAUGGGAGGGAGGAUGCAUGAGCAUUGGACACAAGGUCCUUUUGCAAUGAGUAACAGUAUCACUUCCCACCUCUUGGUUCUCCAGUACACUAACUUUUGAUAAACAAUUUUAGGAUUGGGGGGGGGGGGGAGGUUCCAGAAUAGCCCUGCAGGAUGGUGCUCUUGAUAUAACAGAUCACCUGAAGGAGGGCAGGAGUUGUGCAUCACACUUCAGCAUGUAGCCAGAAUGGUAGACAAAGUCCUGUUCUAGAAUGUUAUGGGUGUUGACAGUUCUUUUGGCAGAGAGGCAGUUUGCUUUGAGAUAGCAUAGAAGCUUGUUGUCAGAACAAAGGUUAGUGCUGUCCGUUGGCUCUGUACUGGUGGUAGGAACGGAACAUAAUAACGGUGAAGUGAAACUUCAGGGACAACAAUAUUUUUGUGAGAGAAGUCAACUGCUAAGAGCCCAAAGUAUGUCCAGCCAAAAGAAUGUUUUUUAAUCAAGUUAGAGACGAGAUGUCUGGUAGAGAUCCUUUUCAGGCUGUCUAGAGGACCAUGCAACACCACGUCUGCAUCCUAGUACACUGGAGUUCCACACUACUGCCAAUUCUGUGAGCUGCUACUGGUUGUACAAGGUUGGUCAAGGUGAAGAUGCCGCUCUGACUCCGGUUCACCAUCUGUACUCACUGAGGGUGUGGGAUGGCUCUACAUGGCCUCUGUAGGGCCAGAAGCCUAUAGCCUUGGCCUCAAGAGGGGAAACCAGUUCCAGGUGGGCAUUGCACCAGGGCUGACAGUGCCACCACUCACAGCAAAGCUUCACGAGAGUAAGGCCUGGUACCUUACUAAGCAGCAGGUGAAGCCUGUCUGGCAGCUGGAACAGAAACAUGUGACCAAUUUUCAGGACCUCCAAUCGGUCAACUCAGGGAUUUCUUCCCAACGUCCCCGCCUCUUGUACCCAGAGUCGUUAUGUAGUGAGACAACGUUCCUGACUUCGCCUCCACCUCUGCCCCACACUCUCCCAAACUUCCUCGGAAGCACCUUGCUCUACCGACGUUCUUACUUCAGACACAAGCCUUAUCGGAGGCUUGAGUCCAUCUGCUUGCAGCCAACUUCUUUGGAGAAGAAACCUCUUUGUGCUCCGCUCCCUGCCUAUCGCUCUGUUCUCAACAACACCAUGACAUCCUCAGCCAUAGACCCAUUCUUUAUGCCGAAUACUGCUGCUGACUGUUCCAAUCCAGUGUCAAAGGGGUUCCCCCUAAGCUCAGGGAAGCAAAACUCCAAUUCAUACAGGCCAGUGCUAAACAAUAACUCUUUCCUUCGGCCAACUAGUGCAAAAGUGCCUUUGCAGCAGCAGCAGCAGCAGCAGCAGUACCACCAACCGCUGCCACCAGAAAAUAAGAAGCUAAAAGGUUUGUCAAGACCUCUUGCCUUGUCUUGGACCCACUCUGGUGGAAAUGGAGAUGGCUCUCCUGCGAACCUUGAAAGAAAGCUUGGGAAAAGCAGUGGCAUAACUCUUGAGCAACCCAGUGCCAAAUCUCCUCGCUCGGCCAUUCACAAUGGCGUGGUUCUCAAAGUGGAACGGCCCUCCUGGCGACUCGAAGAUGGUGAGAACAGGUCUCAGAACCUGAAAGAGCAAGAUGUGCGGUUGACGGAAGCUAUGCGGAAGCUGACUGCGAGUGGGUUCCGGAAGGUUAGCACCUACAACGAAUUUGGUCACCGCAUUGACAGCUCUUGCCUUAUGAAUGCAAACUUCCACUCCAGUCUUUUCAAUCGAUGGAAGCCACACAUAGUAGCACAGAUCACUCCAAAGGACGUACCAGCUGCCACCCCCGUAAAUCUGGAGCCUGGUAGCCGCCACCAGAGCCUUAUGGUCACAGAAGCUGCCGAUGUCUGCACUAAACGCAUCGAUGUUCGUUUCUUAGCCUCAAAUCCUGAACCUUCCAACCACUGCGCCUUGAGUCAGACUGCCAACCACACCUCUAUAAACGUUGGAGAACAAGUGAUGAAAACAGAGCUUUCCCCACGGACUGCAGUCUCUGAGGUAGAGACCAAAAUUUCCUCUCUUCAGUUAGGCACGGAUACAAAAUGGGGGAACCCUAUUACUGUGAAAGAGACCGAAGCUGCAGUCAACCUCCCCCUGCUGGACCAAGCAGAGGUGGAAGAUGUAGAGGAAGAGCUCCCAGACGGCUUGGAAGAUGCCUGCAGUCAGGAUGAAGAGGGAGAAGAGGAGGAUGGGGAAGGUGAAUCAGAUGGCUCCUCUUCAUCCGGAUUAUCCCCCAAUGGUUCUGUAGCUAUUAUAUCCAGGAAUUGCGUUGAGGGAUUGGUGCCUACACUCGAGGGCCAAGAACGAAUUCUCAAGCCAGCUCUUUCAUGCAGCCUGUUCCCCAAUGUGCCUCCCACCAUAUAUUUUGGUACUCGGGAUGAGAGAGUGGAGAAGCUCCCUUGGGAACAGAGGAAGAUGCUACGAUGGAAGAUGAGCACAGUGACUCCAAACAUUGUAAAGGCAACGAUCUCUAGGUCCCACUUCAAAAUCAGCAAGAGAAACAAUGACUGGCUGGGCUGCUGGGGCCAUCACAUGAAAUCUCCGGGGUUCAGAGUUAUCAGAGAACAUCAGAAGUUGAAUCAUUUCCCUGGCUCAUUCCAAAUUGGUCGGAAGGACCGUCUGUGGAGAAAUGUGUCCAAACUGCAGUUGCGCUUUGGGAAGAAGGAGUUCAACUUUCUGCCCCAGUCCUUCAUCCUUCCUCAGGAUAUCAAGCUGCUCAGAAAGGCUUGGGAAGAUUGUGGGAGCCGACAGAAAUGGAUUGUGAAGCCGCCAGCAUCAGCUAGAGGCAUCGGCAUUCAGGUCAUCCAUAAGUGGAGCCAGCUGCCCAAGCGCAGGCCACUGCUGGUGCAAAGGUACUUACAUAAACCCUACCUCAUUGGUGGAAGCAAGUUCGACUUGAGGAUUUAUGUUUACGUCACAUGCUAUGAUCCACUUCGGGUUUACUUGUUCAAAGAUGGACUUGUUCGUUUUGCCAGCUGCAAAUAUUCCCCCUCUGUGAAGAGCCUCAACAACAAGUACAUGCACUUGACUAAUUACAGUAUCAACAAGAAGAAUAUUGAAUACAGGGCUAAUACAGAUGAAACUGCAUGUCAGGGUCACAAGUGGGCACUGAAGGCACUUUGGAGUUAUUUGACCCAGAAAGGAAUUGACAGUGAAGCCAUCUGGGAGAAGAUAAAAGACAUUGUUGUCAAAACCAUCAUUGCAUCAGAGCCCUACAUAAUCAAUCUUGUGAAGAUGUAUGUGAGACGCCCUUACUGCUGCCAUGAGCUGUUCGGGUUUGAUAUCAUGCUGGAUGAGAACCUUAAGCCAUGGAUUUUGGAAGUCAAUAUUUCCCCCAGCCUUCAUUCAAACUCUCCUCUGGAUGUGAGCAUCAAGGGUCAAAUGGUCAGAGAUGCCCUUAAUUUGGCUGGUUUUCUGUUGCCAAGCACAGAUGAUAUGUCUUCACCCUCUGGAAGUGCCAGCAGCUCCACAACGAGCUUGAAUAGUGUCACAAAGGAGAAGAGUAAGUCAUCUCUGGAGCUGUACACUUCUGAGAAAACGAAAAGAGCUUUUUAUCUGACCUCAAAAGUGCCUGAUCAGGAGUUCUAUUCCACCAUCCUAGAUGUUCUAACACCAGAUGAUGUACGUGUCCUAGUAGAGACAGAGGAUGAAUUUGCUCGACGUGGACAGUUUGAGCGAGUUUUCCCUUCGCGCUUCUCCAUGCACUACCUACGUUUCUUUGAGCAGCCGCGAUACUUCAACAUCCUUACUACCCAGUGGGAGCUGAAAUAUUUUGUGAAUAAGGUCAAAGGGGUGGAUCUGCUCAGAAACUGGUGUCACAAAGGCUUUCAUAAUGGAGUGGUGACAGAAUCCACAGUGAUGUGGUCAAUUCCAAGAUCCCACCUCUAUUUGAAGAAUGAACUCCCUGUGAAUGGCUUGAGCAAGAUGGAAUUAGGCAGAACCAGCAAAACCCUUGUCCAGCGAGAUGGGGAGGAGCCAGUCCGAAGCUCUGAGCCAAACCCUUGCACUCAAAGCUUACCUCAGAUUAAAUACACAGCUGGAAAUCUCAAGAAACCCACAAUCCCUCGGACCCUCAGCAACUCAAGCCUAGUGAAGUGACGGGGGACUGAGUGAGUGGCCAACAUCCCCUUCCUUAUGGUGUCAGGAGGGGGCAUACGUGACCUACCUCAACAGAAGCUAGGAGAGCCAGCAUGGAAGGAUGGGGAGGACCUUUCGUCCGGCACGCCCACGUAGAACUAUUUUUUUGGAAAGGGAAUUGGGUCGAAGAGGAGAUGUUUAACUUGGUUAAAAGGGACAAAUGCUCUGUUUAUAGUUUUUUUAUGACAAAGGAAGUUGCUAAACACAGAAGCUUGGAAAGCCUAUUUAACUUUUAGUGUGAGUUUCUUAUAGUUUAUUGACCUUGCCAUGAUCGUCACCACUUGAGCCAUAAGUGCCUCUUGCUGUUAAGUGCCAACAUACUAGGUUUGGCCAGACACUGACAACCUCUAUGACCAUUUGUGAAAUGAGCUGCUACCAUGAGGCAAUUGCAUGUUUGCAAUUGACAUAAUAAUCCAUGCAUUCACAAUAUGACACAAAUUCCUUAUUAGCUGAACAGGUGGGAAAACAAACUUUAGAAUGGCUUAACACCAGUAAAUCAGGCAGAUUUUUUCAUAAACUCUCUGGUGCAUGGCCAUAAGAGAAAUAGGCUUAAACAGUGAGGGAGGUGAUGGGGAGUCCUUGAAUACUCUUAUUCUCUAGGUGCACACCCAUGUUUACUUAGUUCCUGGGUACAGAUUUCCUGAUGGACUUUAGUUAUGGAAGGUAUUUUCUACUUACUUUUUACUUUGGAGAAGCAGAUUUUGCAGUGUGCCGGUCCAAAACACAACUGUGUAGCUUAAGCACUGGUGGUGGUUUCUUAAGACAGGAGGAACAUCUCCUUUCGGUUCUAGCUUUGUGCUGGAACUUAGAAAAAGGUGUGCUAAGGUGGCUGCUACUUGUUCCUCUCUGGUUUAGGACCGGGUGGUUAUCUGUGUUAAUCCUCCUAGCAUUCAUACACACCCUAGAACACGUUCCAGUUCUUUACCCCUAAAGAAGACUUGACUAUAAUUUAGCCCCAGUGGUGCUUGGCUGUAUAAUUCUUGCUUUAAGUACUGCAGCCUCAGUCAGUGUUAUUUCUGAUCAGUCAGUGCCUUCUUCUCCCUGCUGCUGGAGAAUUCUGCCUUUUCUGCACGUGUUAUACUUUACUCCUAAUCUGAAUCUGGUACUGGAUCCCAGCUUUGGGUACACUUUUCAGUUGUGUGCGUAUGUCCGGAAUGUGUUAGUAAACUUGCACUUUCAGCCAGCAAAGGCUGUUUGCUGUCCUGAUGCCUGGGCACUGAUAGAUGCAUCUGUUGCUCUACUUGACUCCUGAUACCUUGACACUUAGGAGCAUUUCCCAUCUGUACUCAGACACCAUGUGCAGGAAGCUGCUAAAUUCUGAGCCUUGAGGGUGAACUCAACAACUUUGGCUGCAAGACAUCUUUCUGUUUAAUGAAGGAUAGGAGUCCUUUUGUCUCAUUACACACACACACACUCUCUCUCUCUCUCCAGAUGCUAUGGACAGCAUGAGGUAUGUCCCCUGAUGCAUCACUGUGAAGUCUUCUAUUUUUUCCAUGUAGCCAUAAUGAUAUUCCAAAUGCCUGUAUUUCUCACUAUGGUGGUGAGAUGUGUUUAGGUGGUUACUUGUGAUAAAAAUGGCCAGAAAAAGGAAGGCAUCAUUCAUACAGUGCAGCUCACCAAAUAGAUUGCUUCUCCAUUGGUCAGGGCAGUAUUUAUGAAUCACACACAGUCCUGGAAAUCUGGAUACAACUGGAUACAGCUGCUAUAAUCUAGAAUAUAGAUGCAGUGUGCAUUUAUUGUUAAAGCGGUUUAAGUCAUUGCAGAGGGGUGUGAGAUUCCCUGGAGUACAUAACAACAAAGUAACAGCGCACCUCUUUCUUAGGACAUCUGUCAUUUGCCAAUCCUAAGUAACCUCAGCGGCUAAGCUCUUAAGAGCAGAAAAGCUGGGAAACAGAGGGUUGGAAGCCAAGCCAGGCACACUGGAUGUAGUUGUGCUUUCUCCUGGGGCCUUAGCAGUAGAAGCAGCAGCUCUCUUUGCAUCAUGCCAGGGAAUGAGUUGCUAGAAAUCAUUUCAGAAUUUGCCUUGCAGUGACUUACCUUGUGUUUCUGUCUUACUUCACUGGCUGUAUUAACACAGGUAUCUAUCUUGGUGAGACCUUUAUGACACGAUCCCCAGAAUUAAAGCUUCUUUUCCCCUUGGCUUGUUAUUUCCACCCCCUUCAGAUUCAUCAUAACUUCUCUCCAGCUUGGCUCUUCUCUUAGCCAGCUUGGCUGUCGCUGAGGUUGGGAAGAUAGAAGUGGAGACGGCUUGCUUCUUCCAAGUUCAUACUCUAUAUGUUCCUGGCUACUAGCUUCAUCAGUUGACAGUUACCAACCUUCCCUGCAAAACAUUGUAAACAGAGGGGAAGGGUGUGUUGCACUAAUCUCUAUUGUGGGAGAGCCUUUUCUCCAAAAAGCCAACAGAAACAGUCUAAUCCUUUAGGAGACUUGAGUGUUGAAUUUUUGUUUUAAUUUCUUAUGCCCUUUUUGCAAGCCAAGUCGGGCAGGUGCUGAGAUCUUGGUGAGGCUGUGCAUUAACAAAAGGAGGGCAAGCCAAUUUCUAGUAAGGUAAUAAAACAAGGGUGCAGGGAGAGUUGGCUUCCUACUGCUAACAUCCUCAGUAUAUGUUCAGUUUUAACUUGGUUAAAUCCUCUCUCCCUGUUUGCCUGGUACACGAAAAUGAAGGGUUGCCUUUUGAAUUCUCUUUUAGGAACCAGCCUAUGUGUCCUAGCCCUGCAACAGGUUUUAUUUCACUGUCCCCUACUGAAAACUGAGUGUCAUGUCCCUUCUUUGGGCUCUGUAGGAGGCUGGUGCCUAAUGUGUCCCUCUCAAAUCUCAUAGCGACAAUCUUCUGUGAACUAGCCUGACUCCUAGGAUUGUAUUGAAUGACCUAAAAGAGCUAGCUGUGUAGAAGUGUGAAAGUGGAGAGGCCUCUUCGAGUGUCCUAAAGAAUUCUCCCAGCUGGCCGUCUCCCUGAGCCGCCUUAUACUCUUGCCACCACCACCCACCCUUCCUAACUUGAGUAAUUACGAGCAAACAGGUGUUCAGCACUGCUCCAAUGUGGUCUACACAGCUAUCUCUGUUUCCUGGUAUUAACAGGCAUUGCUGAUUCUCUCCUUCCCCCGUGCCCCAUCAGUAUUUGAACCUUAGGUGGGUACUACUCUGCACAAAAUGUCAUGGAUCGCUCAAUGUAAAUUGGUGGAACUCAAGACAUCUAGGAAAAAGUCACUGCAUUUCUGGACAAAUUCCACCCUUCAGCUCAGUGGUAGAACAUAUGCAAAUGCUUUCCAUGCACAAAAUCCCAGGUUCCCAAAUAAGGUGAAAAGACUCAUGGGUGAAACCUUGGAGAACCUCUGCCAACAGUGCUGAGGUAGAUGGACCAAUGGUCUGACUCAGUAUAAGGUAACUUCCUAUGUAGUGCUUUGUAAUGAACUUAUUUCCUUGUCCUGGUGGUUUUCUUUUCCCCUAAAGCAAACCAUUGCAGUAAAUAGAAGCCUCGUUUGUUGGUUUUAUCUUGCUAAGGUGGAUCCUCCAAGCAGUGUGCUAUAGAGCUUGAUACUGAGAGGAACAAAAUGAUGUGCUAUGAUUGUGAGGAGCCACCCUAUGCAGAAGGGUAUAGAAUUCUGCCCAAGUGUUUCAGGAAUGGAAGAAGACUGCUCUGGGAUAGAGAAGCCAUCCCAGCACCUUCCACAUUUCGGGAUUUGAAGCUCGAGUAGCUGCUGUCUCAACUUGUUUAACACAACUAUCUUCUUCAGAUGGAUUUAUUCUGCUCAGAGUGAAAUGUCAGUGGUCAAUGUAUUGCUGCAUGGAGGGCACUAGUGGUGGUUUGGGUCUUCUGAAGUGUGCAUCGGAGAGAUCCAGAGGAGGGUAAACAUAUAUUUUUCAAAAGGAUGUCAUGAGUCCAGUUUAACUCACACUGCUAAAUUAAAAGAUUUUUUUUUUUAAAAAAAAAAAGCAUAAUAAAGGAUUCAAGUGCAAGUAUGUGGUCAUGACUGUUGUGAUAUAAUUUGGGUGGCAGUAAAGGUAAUGUUGGUGCUUUAGGGAUUUUUGAGUCUAGGUGAGCCCUGCUCCUCCUCUAAGCUGCCACUAAGCAGGUUUGCUUAUCUAAGAAAUACCGUACAAGCAAAUUUUCUCCAGGUUGGUAAGCCAUGUGAGAUUCUGCUGUCAACACCAAAUUCUUGAGAGAGGAAUAGGAGAACAAACAUCAACCUCUGUAGAGUGAUUGCCUCACUUCACCUAAAUUUCUCAUACAAGGCCCAAUUAUAGUGAAUCUAAUAAACUGACUGAGGUUUUAAAAAAGUGGGAGGAAAGUGUGGAGCAAAUACACGGCUAGAUAAACUUCCUAGAAUUUCUGGCCCAUUUUGCAUAUAACUUUAAGCCAAGCUAUGGCUUAACACAAAUGAGCAAAUGGGCAGGUUCCUGGAGAGAAGAUUGUGGCUUUUCCCCUGCUCCUCUGCUGCUGCACUGAUUAGAGCUAACCUACAGUUUGGCUUAGUGAUGCAUCCAAAUCACAGCUUGUGGUUUAUCUUGCUCCAUACAGACCAUGAGCUCUUGGCAAUGUUUGUUCUGUGGCUUACCACUCAUGGUUUGUCUGGAGUGAGAGGAGACAAGCCCAGACUCAGAAGUAACACUAAGCCAAACUCUGGCUUAGCUCACAGCAACUUGGCUGCAGCAGGAGCUAUGGAGGAGUGCUAUUCCAUAGUUUGACUUAGCAUGGCAUGAAAACUGGGUCUGUCAUAAAUCAUAGCUUUUUUGAUCUGCAAGCAAGGAAAACUGGUUUGGUUUUUUUGCUCAGCAUGGGAGGUAGGAAUAGUGUGUACUAUUCCAGGCAGAUAUGCAGUUGUAAUAUAUCUGAUUUGCUUAAGCUGCCAUAAUGUCAUGUGGGCAAAUCUAAUUAAUCUUCUAUUGCACAGCAAAAAACCACCACCUUGCAGUCUUUCAGAGAUAUCCAAACAGAAUCUAUAAUUCACAUAAAACUAUCCUGUCAAUUAGAUUCCUAAUCUCCAGGAUUUGUGGCCACACUUCCUUUAAAACAGCUACUUUAUGUUACAGACUCAGCAGUAGAUAAGUUUAAACAAGCCAGUUUAAACAAUAAGUUUAAAUCCAAGAGAUAGUUUACUGGCAUAUCUGGAUAAUUAUGUGAGAUUUUAGAAUAAUGUGAGGUUUGAGAAAUCUGACAGCUCUCCAGUUUCUUGCUGCUUAAUAUUAAGCAGUUUCUUGCUGCUUAAUAUGUCCAGCUAAGUUUCAAAAAUGGCCCUUGCUUUCAAUAAACCUUGAUUUCAUAUGAGCACUUUAGCAAAGCCACCGUUAUUCGGUAUAUUGUUGAAGUACAGCAAUCCAUAACUAUCUUCCUAUGGUCACCAUACCUCUUAUGCAGAGUUUGUGUAGAAGCAGCAUAUGCAUUCCAAUCUUAAGUAUCAUAGCUAUACUCUUAUGGUUUGCUUUCUGUUUUGCUGCCACCCUAUAAAACAAUGAGAAAUUGCUUUGGUUUCAAAGAGUAGAGCAGCAUUAAUCAAGUCCUCCAGCUCCUUUAUACAGUUUCUUGAAAUAUGAGUAAUUGCUUUUGAGGUGGGCACCUUGAGGCAAGCAAGUUGGUUUAGAGGCCUAGAACAUAUCUAGCAAUUCUUCAAGACCGGCCACUCUCCGGUAAGUGAGUAUAAUAUAAACUAAAGGUCUGUAAGUAAUUUUUGCUGUUUGAUGGCCACUAACCGAUAUACACACUUUCCUAAGAACUACAGUGGAUGUGUGCCAACCAGAGUUUUCUUUAGGCCAGUGUGGUGUAGUGGUUAAGAGCGGUAGACUCUUAAUCUGGGGAACCGGGUUCGCGUCUCCGCUCCUCCACAUACAACUGCUGGGUGACCUUGGGCUAGUCACACUUCUCUGAAGUUUCUGAGCCCCACUCACCUCACAGAGUGUUUGUUGUGGGGGAGGAGGGGAAAGGAGACUGUUAGCCGCUUUGAGACUCCUUUGGGUAGUGAUAAAGCAGGAUAUCCAAUCCAAACUCUUCUUUCUUUAGUAACCAAAGGGCCCUUGGUGCAACCUGAAAUCUGUUUUGGCAACCAACAAAGUCUUCUCCACCAUGCAAAUCAUCUGCCACCAAGCCUGUAUUUUUGGUGUGUAUGCUGAUCUCCCACAAUGCCUUUUUUUUAAAAAAAAAAAAAGUUACUUUUUUCUGAAGAAAAAGCUGCUCAACACACUGCCUGGUGUUAUUUUUCCACAUAGGGCAAAAUUUACCCAUUUUAAAGUGGAUAUUGCAUUUUGUUGCAUCUUUUCUUGGUCACAAUAAAGGUAUUACCCUACUGUUAGUUUAAUUUUUUUUGCUAGAGCACACACAGUUGCUAUUGGGCUGCAAAGGAAAAGCAGUCUCCUCCACACUGCUUGCUUUGCAAAGUGUAAUGUUUUUAAUUUUUAUAUUUAUGUUUUCCCUUUUGGAGCAAAGGUUCCCCCUGCUAGGUUGAGAAAAUGAUCUUGAUAGGAACAGGUUAUCUAUCCCCUGAAGUGUUGGGAGUUUUGACCAACCACAGCUGGCUUUCUGGUGGCAGUGGGCACCCGUAACCAAUUCCUUUCUUGCCAAGAGCCAGUAAGGCCUCUGUUGCUGAGUUCAGGCUACAAGUAGUGGGGAUAAACUGAGAGGGGAGGGGACAGCCACUUUCUCUUUUUGGGAGCCUGACUCAUUCUCCAGGAAUUCUCCACAGUGGGGAAGAGAGGCCAAUCCCAACUGGGUUAUGUUUAGUAUGUGUAGAUGGGGAGGUGAAGACAGCAAGCACUUGCAUCAAGAUCAAGGCUCUGAGGCAGGACCAGAACUGCCUGUAAAGAUAAAAAAGGUGCCUGGUAAUAGCUAGCCCAUGGGUAGGCAACCGAAGGCCCAGGGGCCGGGUCUGGACCAAUCGCCUUCUCAUUCCAGCCCACAGAUUGUCCAGGAAUCUGCGUGUUUUUAUAUGAGUAGAAUGUGCCCUUUUAUUUAAAAUGCAUCUCUGGGUUAUUUGUGGGGCCUGCCUGGUGUUUAUACAUGAGUAGAAUGUGUGCUUUAUUAAAAAUGCAUCUGGGUUAUUUGUGGGGCAUAGGAAUUCAUUCAUUCAUUCAUUUUUUCCAAAAUAUAGUCCAGCCCCCCACAAGGUCUGAGAGACAGUGGACCGGUCCCCUGCUGAAAAAGUUUGCUGACCGCUGCUAGCCACAAGCAACAGGGUCUAGAAUUAUCUUGUAAUGGUGCCAUUCUAGACUAGCAUUUUCUAGGAUGCCAACUGAAAUUGUAAUUGCAUGCACACUUUUACAUUUUCUCCUCCCAUUUCAGGUAACAUGCCUAUCAAGCACUACUGAAUCACAAGCUGCUUUGCUUCAGGAGGGGAGCUUUGCUUCAUGAGGGUCGCAAAGCAACUGCAGUACACUCCAUUUCACUGUAUCUGAAGAACUGCAGUACACUCCAUUUCACUGUAUCUGAAGAAGUGUGCAUGCACACGAAAGCUCAUACCAAAAUAAAAACUUAGUUGGUCUUUAAGGUGCUACUGAAGGAAUUUUUUUAUUUUACUUCGAUCCAGACCAACACGGCUACCUACCUGUAAUCAGAUAAAUGAGUUGGCUAGGUGAACAUCCAGGAAAAAAGUGGCCUAUUUUAAAAGUGUUAUCAUGGCCCAAACACUUUUGGAAAUAUGAGCUCCUUUUCUCCAGAUGCUUUGGUAAAGACAAACUAGCAUUUUAAAAAAUAACACUGGGAAUAUUAUGUUGCUGCUGGAACAUAGGAAGGGGAUGAGUUUGUUGGUAAAAGGAUAUGAGGGACUGGUGGGGAAAAGGCUGGAAGAUUCAACCAUUAAAAUUACAAUUUGCAUCUUAUAUCCUGGAUACAGUAUUACAAUAGCUGGUGUUUUUUUUAAAUGCAACAGUUGGAAGUUGCAUAGCUUUCCAAUCAGCACUCCUUGCGGGUGGGGGCGACUUCGCCAGUUGAAUGUCUGCCUACCUCUCAGCUUUUAAAGGCAUAGGGGCCUUUUGAAAGAAAGCAGCCCACUGCAAGCGGGAACAGCCUCUGCCCUGGGGAGCCAGGUUAUAGUGUCCCCAUUGCACCAGGGACUGUACCUCUACAACGGCUCCUCUUGGCCUCGGCCGAUCACUGGCGUUUCACCCCUUUGCUUCUUCCUCCCGGGAGGGGCUCCCCCCCCCCAAAUAGCCUCCAUCAUCUCUCCUCACCCCACCUCCCACCCCGCGAGACCAUGUCCCACCGCGCACAGGCUUCUUCUGUGCCCCGACUUCCUCCCUUCGCACAUUCCGCGAUUUAUUUACAGCCGGAGCCGAGUCGCUCUCUCUCUCCCCCCGCCCUCCAGCGUAUACAGGGCAAACAGGAGGCUUUGCCCGAAGCUUCCCGAGCAAGAGGCCGCGUCCCCCGGCAGCGGAGCCCGCUUUCUUCGCUGCAUCACUCGCCCGAGCAACCCUCGGCGCCUGGGAGAGCUCCGCUCUCAGCAUGCCCUGCUCCUCCUCCACAUUCUCGGGAAGGGCGCGCGCGCUGCCCUGAGUCCCCCGGCGGCGGGAAGGCCCUUCUUCGCACAGCGCGGCAGCAGGCGGUGGCCCCUCCUGGCGCCGCGCGCACCCGGGUGUUGCUGCCAGGCCCGCCGCCUUCCUGACACGGACUGGCUCCCCGGCCAGGCGCUCGAAAAUAGCAGCUGCCUCGGCAUGGAGCGGGCGGCGGCGGCGGCACCAGCCUUGGAGCAGGCAGCACCACUGAGCAAUGGCCUCCAGCCUCAGGAAGCAGGUGGGUAGUGCACUGGUUUUGCCUGCUGGUGGUGGAGUGACCACAUUCAAGUACAGCACUGCCUGCCAGCCAGACUGACUCAUGACAUGUGUUGCAGGGAACAGUUUUGUGUGUUAAUUGCCUGCUUUGAGUUAAUUGCCUGCUUCUAAACCUGCUAAUUCAUAACAUGAUUGUGUGUACUAAAUUUGGGAUGUUAUACAUCACUUUUUGAGCCAUGCUGCGAGCCACCCAAACCACAGCCUCCCCUAUCAUUCUAGCCUUGGAAAAUCUCAGUUAUACCCAGAUUUCACUUUUUGCUUUCCUGUUUAAGGAUGGUUCCAGUUCUGCUAGUACCUGUGAAACCCAUCCUAAUGCCAUCUUACAAAAUUGAAUUAUGUGAGGCCUGAGUUCAAAAUCUGGGCUCAUACUUAGAUUCCUUGGAUAAGCCCAGUAUUGUCCAUCCUCCAUUUUCUAUCUGCCAGGUGGGAAUAAUGGUGACCUACCUCACAGGGUUGUUGUGAGGGCACUCAAUAAAGAUAAUGAAGCUAUUCAACUGCCACAGAAAUGUGUGAAUAAAUAUACAGCCCCCUCC